Messenger RNA from Caenorhabditis briggsae, 432 nucleotides. NCBI's taxonomy places the organism in Eukaryota, Metazoa, Nematoda, Chromadorea, Rhabditida, Rhabditidae. Gene Ontology annotation, biological process: IRE1-mediated unfolded protein response; response to heat; protein refolding. The transcript has 2 exons. Bases 1 to 432 code for a protein of 143 amino acids. The record is from RefSeq and is a predicted model, not a curated record. Gene Ontology annotation, molecular function: protein folding chaperone.
AUGGUUUAUCGUACCCCUUACGGAAGAUCUCGCUCUUCUGAUCACUUUUUUGAUGAUUUUUCCCGAAGAUCUGUUCUCCCUUAUUGGAGAGAUGCAGAUCACAGCUCUUUCAAUUUUUCUGAUACUGUUGGAGAGGUCAUCAACGACGACUCAAAAUAUGCUGUCCAAUUGGAUGUAUCUCAUUUCAGACCAGAAGAUAUGAAGAUUCAAUUGGAUGGAAGAGAGCUUAAAAUCGAAGGAUGUCAAGAGAUGAAAUCUGAGCAUGGAUAUUCGAAAAGAUGCUUCUCGAAGAUGUUCCUGAUGCCAGAGGACGUUGAUUUGACUGCUCUCAGAUCUGCGAUUUCCAACGACGGAAAGCUUCAAAUCGAAGCCCCAAAAGGCUCUGCCAACAGUUCUCGUGCUAUUCCAAUUAGCUUCGUUGAAAAACAUUGA